Molecule: messenger RNA, 3743 nt
Organism: Eurytemora carolleeae
Lineage: Eukaryota; Metazoa; Arthropoda; Copepoda; Calanoida; Temoridae
Product: pre-mRNA-splicing factor 38B
Exons: 5
Coding region: 1317-2234 (305 amino acids)
Source: RefSeq, a predicted model, not a curated record
CCAGAAUACAGGCACAUAUAAGCCCUAGAACCAGACCUAGGCAGUUUACUGGCACAUAAACCAGCUGACUUUCACCCCCGGCUCAUCUAACCAUCCUGGAAGGAAGAUAAAAUAGAAAGAUUAAAGUGAGGAACUAUAAAGUGUACACUGUAAAUACAUUUUCGUCGAUUUUGUGAAACGUGUCAGGGACAAUUAUCAACGUUUUUCUCGUAAAUUUGUGAAAAAGUUCGCUCUUCAACAUCAAGGAUUUUAGGAUAUUUAGACGCUCCUUCAAAUUCUGUUCCAGUACAAUACAAAAUGUCAUGUUCUGAAAGGUUUCAAAGAUAAGCCACUGCAAGAUUACAGCUGUCUCUCUAUUACAACAGCUGUAAAUAUUAAAAUCAAGAAAUCGGCAAAAAACUGACGAAAAUCUACCAGAAGUGAGAUAUCAGGAGAAUCAGGAAGAGCUAUAAUGAGGAACCUGAAAUGGAGGUUUAACACUGAACAACUGGUAUAGAACUACAAUUAACCCUAUAGAGGGUGAAGGGAGGAAAGGGAGUAGGGUUCAGGAUAUAUUAUAAUAUCGAUUAGUGUGUAUAAUGCACUGAUGCAGGUGAACUGCAUUAUUCACCUCUUCAGACAAUUAUCCCAUAUUAUUGGGAUAUCAGUUACAUAUCAGCAGCAUACUUAAACACACUACCAUCAUCAUUCAAGUGAACAGCUAUAAAUGGAACAGUGCCGAACUAUCCGGACUGAAUAUUUAAGUUCCAAAAUAGAUAUUUUAGUGUUUAAAUUAUCCUAUUCGUUAACUUAAGACGUAUCGAUAAACUAGUAAGGAUUCAGUUAACAAACAAGGAUUAGGUUAACAUACAAGGAUUCAGUUAACAAACAAGAAUUCAGUUAACAAACAAGGAUUCAGUUAACUAACAAGGAUUCAGUUAACAAACAAGGAUUCAGUUAACAAGGAUUCAGUUAACAAAAAAGGAUUAAGUUAACAAACAAAAAUUCAGUUAUCAAACGAGUAUUCAGUUAUCAAACAAGGAUUCAGUUAACAAACAAGGAUUCAGUUAACAAACAAGGAUUCAGUUAACAUACAAGGAUUCAGUUAACAAACAAAAAUUCAGUUAACAAACGAGGAUUCAGUUAUCAAACAAGGAUUCAGUUAACAAACAAGGAUUUAAUUAACAAACAAGAAUUUUCUUAAUGAAAAAGGAUUCAGUUUAAAAACGAGGAUUCAGUUAACAAACUAAAAUUCAGAUAACAAGAAAAGAAAGAAGAAGGGAUGACGAUACAUAAGUUUUUGAAAUAAAACCUUUACAAAGGAUUGAAUAAUAAGAAUGGGUUGUAUCUCUAGUAAAGACGAGGAGAGGGAGAAUCAUGGUUUUGAUCAGGUCUACAGAGAAAAACAGCAGGUUCGAGGGUCGCCGACUAAACGCAAUUCCACGGGAACACUACCCCGGGAUGGAAGUAGCACAGUGGACAGAAGAAAUAGACCUUCAGGUUCCCAGUUCGAUCCUCAGAAGGAUAUGAUCAUACAUACUCUACGCCAGGACGGAGCUUACAGGAUAAACGAACCAGUUCGAACCAUAGACCGGAGAAACGGAACAGAAGAGAGGAAAGGGAAAGAGAGGAGAGAAAGCGGAACUGGACGGAGAGAAAAUGGUGUCGCGCAAGAAAGAAGAGAAAGUGGGGUGGGCCAAGAACGAAGAGAAAGCGGGACAGGACAAACUAGAAGAGAAAGUGGAGUUGGUCAAGAAAGAAGAGAAAACGGAACGGGUAAACACAGAAGAGAAAGUGGGGUGGGUGCGGAGAGAAGAGGGAGUGGAUUAGAUCAGGAUAGGAAUGAAAGCAUGACUGGUCGAGGUUUUGAAGAGAAUGGUCGAGGACGGAGAGCAAGCGAGGUUGGACGGAAAGAGAACGGAGCGGAUAGAUCAGGAGUUGAACCUAGAUCUGCCGGUAGAUCAGGUAGACCAGGUAGACAGGACGAGGAUAGUUUUGCUAGAAAUCAGUUUGACCGGGCCAGCCAGCUUAGACGAUCUAAAAAGAAGCGGAAAAAGAGCAGUGUUGAUCAAACACAGUCUCCGAUAUCACCAGGAGCCAAGUCUGUAAACAGUGAAAUAUCGUAUCUGGAGACUCCAGUGAAACGUGAUAAAACUGCUCAAAGUAUCGUCUCCGAGUCAACUCCUAAGUCCGCUGAAAUCUCCCCAGGUCGAACCGAAGCGGAAUAUGAUCCGAAAUACGGAAAUCUGAUAUAAUCAGAGGAAGACGACACAAGUCAAAUCAAAGACGAAUUUUCUGUAUUCAUUCAGAGUUAUCAAAAAGUUAUUAUUCUCCAAGUUAUUCUUUUUCUCUCGGCAACAAAAAUAUUUUUGUUUGCAAAUUGUUGAUUUUAAAGGAAGUCAACAGUAUAUUGACGCCAUCAUAGAGAGUUUCAGUUAUAGAAUUAAAAUCAUCCAUUUUACCAUAAAAUUUCAGAUUUUGGAUUGUAGUUUUGUUUAAUCUGAAAACAAUCAAAAUGAUCUAUUAUGAUUUUUGAAAUCUGGAUUAAAUAUUAGAAUUUUCAGUCUAAAAAAUUCCAUGACAAUUAUAUUUUCCAAAAAUUUACCCUUUCUCAGCCGUAAAUUUAUUAUGACAGUUAUCUGUGAUAUAAUAACACAGACUACACUGAUAGGUAAAGGCAGUGAUACAGUGGGAACCAUAAAGUAGUGGGAUAGGAAGACGACUGUUAGACUUAAAGGGACUGUAAGCGUAAUGUUAAGUGCCCCUCCGUGUAAACAGAACUAGUUUUCUUAAAAGGUUGAUUUUAAAGCUACUUCUUUAAGACAACAUCAAAUACAUACAAGAUUGCUAAAAUUUCGUCUUUAUAUUUCACAGUUUUACGGGUCCACUGUAUAUCUUCCAAAAAGGUUACUGAACUAUAAAGCAACCUUAUCUGUGUAAUCUGUGUUUACCAUUUUUUGUAAUUAUGUGAAUGUAAAUAUUUCCAUCAUUUAUGUAUUUAAAUUACUAAUUUCGCGUAUAUGCGAUAUUAACCCGUGUUUCUAAGCAAAAAGCGCCUUCUCUGAUAUAUUACAGUGGUCCCAAAAUCUCCAAAAAGAUGAUUCAAAGAAACGACCAAAACUUGAUUUGCUAUUAAACCACGUAAGCGUACGAACGCUGCGUACUAAAAUUUAUUUUUAAAUGUUUUUUUAAAUUAUGGUUAAAUUUUUUUUCGUUUUUAUCUCAUUUUUUAAGGACCACCGUAAGAAAACCGUUAAUUGAAAAGUAAUUUGUCGUUAUGUAAAUGCAACCUAUCAAUGUUGUGCCAUUGAAAGUGCCCAGCACUGAUUUUUUUGCGGCCAUUUCCAGGAUUUUUGGUAAAAUUGAAUAGAAUUGCACUUGCUCAUAUUAUAAUGCUCUGUGCCAUUAUAUUUCUUUUUUUACAAUUAUAUAUUCAUAUUGUUAUAUCCUAAUUUAUACUUUUUGACGGGAACGGAAUUCAUAUUUUUAAAAAUAAACAUAAUGCUCUAAUUUUCUCAUUAAGACUCGGUCAAAAACAUUCUAAGAUGUUUCUGUCAUUUUCACUAAUGCGUUUUAUCAAUUAGAAUAAGUUUCUAUCAUUUUUGCUCUCUCAGAAAUCUUUUCAUUAAACCAUAUAUAGAGUAUUAUUAAAUUUUUUAUUUCUCUGUAUAAUUCCUUGAAAAUAUUGAUUCAAAUGGCAUAUUGAUGUACUUUUCAUUAGAAAUCUACCAUUAAAUUGAAAUACAGGGUGUGUCUUAUGUGAA